ACAGAGAGGACAGAGGAUGAGGACGAGGGAUGGGGCGUCUUCAAGGCAGACGGGGUGGAUAUCCAUGUGGAGCUGAAGGAGAGGCUGGGGAAAGAUCAGGCUGCAGAAGUCAAGCAGUCUACUGGGGAACAGUUCUUUAUUGACAAAAGCCCUCCUCCACCGGCUCCAUUCAACCAUCGGAUAGUGUCGGCCAAACCCAACCAGAUCAACAACUUUUACACCAUCAACAGAGCUGAGGUUCUAGGAGGGGGUAGUUUUGGCCAGGUGCACAAAUGCAUGGAAAACUCCUCAGGUCUCACCCUAGCUUCCAAAAUCAUCAAAGCCCGGAGUCAGAAAGAAAAGGAGGUGGUCAAGAAUGAGAUCAUGGUCAUGAACCAGUUGGACCAUGCCAACCUGAUCCAGCUCUACGCCGCCUACGAGUCCAGAAAUGACAUCAUCCUGGUGCUGGAAUAUGUGGAUGGUGGGGAGCUCUUUGACCGGAUCAUCGAUGAGAACUACACUCUGAUGGAGCUGGACACGGUCAUGUUCAUCAGGCAGAUCUGUGAGGGCCUGCAGCACAUGCACAAGAUUUACAUCCUACAUCUAGACCUCAAGCCUGAGAAUAUUCUAUGUGUGAGCAGAGUCACGAAUAAAAUCAAGAUCAUUGACUUUGGACUUGCCAGAAAAUACAAUCCCAGAGAGAAAUUGCAAGUGAAUUUCGGCACCCCAGAGUUCCUGGCCCCAGAAGUUGUCAACUAUGAUUUUGUGUCAUUCAACACCGACAUGUGGAGUCUGGGAGUCAUUACAUAUAUGCUUCUCAGUGGUCUGUGUCCCUUCCUGGGUGACAAUAACAAUGAGACUCUGAACAACAUCCUGGCCUGCCAGUGGAACUUUGACGAGGAAGAGUUUACAGACAUCUCAGAGGAGGCCAAAGACUUCAUCUCCAAACUACUCAUCGUCAAUAAAAGUUGGAGGAUAGGUGCCUCUGAAGCGCUGAGGCAUCCUUGGCUCUCUGACCCAGUCCUCCAUCACCGACUUCAUGAAAAGAAGAACAUGUGUAACCGCUCACGGCGAUCUUCAUGCGUACCCAUUACAGAUAGUUGAGCAUGAUGACUAGAUGGCGCCAGCUGUGGCCACCAGGACCAAGCCUGCUGUACACCUGCAUAUCUACUGGCGCUUACCUGUCUAAACACCUGUAGAACUACACCUGUAGAACUACACCUGUAGAAUUACUGGAGCUUACCUGUCUGUACACCUGUAGAACUACACCUGUAGAAUUACUGGAGCUUACCUGUCUGUAUACCUGUAGAACUACACCUGUAGAAUUACUGGAGCUUACCUGUCUGUAUACCUGUAGAACUACACCUGUAGAAUUACUGGAGCUUACCUGUCUGUAUACCUGUAGAACUACCCUAGCUGUGUGAUGAAUGGACAAUACAUGUUACCUGAACAACUGUUGGCUCACUAGAUAUGCUGUUUUGUUGGUUUUAGUACAUAUGUCCAAGGAUAGGUCAAAGAUUUGACAAAAGGAAGGGAUUGGUUUUAGUGGAAACAUUAACUGACAGUCAUACUUUUUUGAAUGGGUUGUCAAGUACUGUAAAAGUGCUAUUCCCUGAGUGUAAUGCCAAAGCUUAGAGCCACUGAAAACUGGAGGGUGUAGUGAAAGAUAGGAUGCUAGAUACAGUAUGUGAAUUUCAUCAGCAAAGCAAGAUUAGUAUGACAUAACACAAAACCCUAACUUUUCUGCUAAUGUGAAAGAGUUCCAUGUUGAGUACUGUACCCCACUUUUCCUCUGACUGUGAGCGUAUUUAUGCAAACCGAAGGACUUUCCCGUUUAACUUGACUGAUAGAUAGACAAAUGUCAUGUGUUUGUUGUUUGUUUUGUGCUCUCUUGAUAUUGGGUGUAAAUAGAUAAAAUAUUUAGAUGUUUGCUUAAACCCUUUAAGUCAGACCUGGAGUACUUAGUAAUGAGUCUGGGAAGGCAUUGUUAUCCUGUUUUCAUUUUCUUAAAAUCCUUCGAUCCAUUGUUUCAAUUGCUGUUGAUAGUCUAUAUUGUAUUUUGGGAAAAGCUGUACUUUCACUAAAGAAAAUGGAAAUUGUUGCGCACAAAUAUUAUGUUUUUAUGUCUGUUAUCAUGCCCUGCAUUAUUUCAUUAUAUUUUGUUAAUGUGUGUGUGUGUGUGUGUG
This is a messenger RNA of Coregonus clupeaformis (lake whitefish), 2165 nucleotides long. Its product is annotated as myosin light chain kinase family member 4-like. The transcript has 11 exons. Gene Ontology annotation, molecular function: protein serine/threonine kinase activity; ATP binding. NCBI's taxonomy places the organism in Eukaryota, Metazoa, Chordata, Actinopteri, Salmoniformes, Salmonidae. The record is from RefSeq and is a predicted model, not a curated record. Gene Ontology annotation, biological process: intracellular signal transduction; protein phosphorylation; positive regulation of apoptotic process. Gene Ontology annotation, cellular component: cytoplasm; nucleus. The annotation marks the transcript as partial.